Messenger RNA from Lingula anatina, 1160 nucleotides. Its product is annotated as proteasome subunit alpha type-4. Gene Ontology annotation, cellular component: proteasome core complex; proteasome core complex, alpha-subunit complex. Gene Ontology annotation, biological process: ubiquitin-dependent protein catabolic process. NCBI's taxonomy places the organism in Eukaryota, Metazoa, Brachiopoda, Lingulata, Lingulida, Lingulidae. The record is from RefSeq and is a predicted model, not a curated record.
ACGAAACUGUGACUGCUAAAUAACUGAACGCAUAGCUCUACAAAUAUCCAACAUGGCAAGAAGAUAUGAUUCUAGGACAACUAUUUUUUCACCUGAAGGCCGCCUCUACCAGGUGGAGUAUGCCAUGGAAGCCAUUGGGCAUGCUGGCACAUGUCUUGGCAUAUUAGCCAAGGAUGGGGUAGUGUUGGCAGCAGAGAGGAGAAAUAUCAACAAACUCUUAGAUGAAGUAUCAUUUUCAGAGAAGAUAUACAAGUUACAUGAGGACAUAGCAUGCAGUGUAGCGGGUAUUACUUCAGAUGCCAAUGUUUUGACCAAUGAACUCAGACUUAUAGCACAAAGGUUUUAUCUCCAAUACCAGGAACCCAUCCCAUGUGAACAGUUAGUUAGUCACCUGUGUGAUAUCAAGCAGGCUUACACACAAUAUGGAGGUAAAAGACCAUUUGGAGUGUCUCUAUUAUACAUGGGCUGGGACAAGCACUAUGGAUUCCAGCUGUAUCAGAGUGACCCAAGUGGAAACUAUGGAGGGUGGAAAGCUACUUGUAUUGGCAAUAACAGUGCAGCUGCGGUUUCAUUGCUGAAACAGGAAUACAAAGAAGAUGAAAUGGAUUUGAAGGCAGCCUUGGCACUUACAAUCAAAGUGCUAAAUAAAACAUUGGAUAUGACCAAGUUAACAGCAGAAAAAAUUGAAUUAUCAACUCUAACCAGAGAAAAUGGAAAAACUAGAAUUAGAAUAUUGAGACAGAGUGAAGUAGAAGGACUCAUCAAGGCACAUGAAGAGGAAGAGAAGAAACUUGAGGAUGAAAAGAAGAAAAAGGCAGCAUCUUCAUCUUCAUAAAUUUUUAAUCAUUAAGUUGAAAUAGAUGGUAUUGAAUCCAGUUGAAGAAGAUUAAUGAAGUGGAGGAGAGAGACAAAUCUCUGCACUGGAGUUUGUGACUGUAAAUUGUGAAGAUGCUGUGCUGUAACUGUGUAUAUAUUACAGUGAGCCAAGGACUUUUCUAUAACAUAAAUGGUACAUGGUUUAUAACAAAAAGUCACCCAGAAUGAACUGAACAAAAGGAAGGGAAGAGAUAAUGAAGAAAAUGGAAUUAUUUUGAUUGUAUCAAUGUAUGUCUAUGACUGGAAAAGCAUUUAUAGAACUAUUAAACAAACUUUAGAAAUUA